AUGGAUCAAGCUGGAGAGUACCUUAAUCAGGCCGGGGGCUUCCCACCCAUGUCUGUGGCCCAGGAGAAAAGGUUAUUACGCAAGAUAGAUUGGAUUCUCGUGCCAAUGCUUCUCACCACCGCCACAUUGGGAGCGGUUGACAAGGUUGCUAUCAGCACAGCAGCUAUCUAUGGUCUAAGAGAUGACUUGCACCUCUCUGGUAGUCAAUACUCCUGGGCUGGCUCUAUUCUAUAUGUCGGGUGCAUUGUCGGCAUGUGGCCAUCAUCGUAUCUCCUCCACCGCGUGCCAUCUGCAAAAUAUCUCGCCAGCUGCUCCCUCGGUUGGUCAUUGCUGUCGUUGCUCAUCCCCACCUGUCGUGCAUUCCGAGACUUAAUGGCCUUGCGGUUUUUAAUGGGUUGUCUCGAGGGGAUCAUCGUGCCGUCAAUUUCCCUUGUCAUUGCCGGAUUUUAUAAAAAGGCCGAACAGCCUCCUCGCAACGCCAUUGCUUUCGCGGCGAUUAGUUCCGUGAUAAACGGGUUUUUGUCCUGGGCGGUAGGUCAGAUUCAAUCGCCGUCGACGCUUUCGAUUUGGCAGUAUCUAUUUUUGAUUACGGGUUCUAUAUCCCUUGUGUGGUCUAUCUUUAUAUUGCAAUACCUCCCGGACACGCCAAUGAAUGCUUGGUUCCUUACUAACCAGGAGAAAUACUAUGCCAUCGCCAGGCAAGCCGAUAACAAGACGGGAAUUAUUAACAAAACUUGGAAAAAGGAACAAGCGAUAGAAGCUAUAGCGGACCCGAAAACAUGGAUUAUUUUUUUAUUCAACAUUGCUAUCAAUGUUCCAAACGGAGGGCUAAUCACCUUCAGCGGCAUUAUCAUCAAUAAUCUCGGUUUCGACGCCGUCAAAACCUCCCUCCUGAACAUGCCUACUGGAAUCAUGUCGACCAUUUCAGCGUUUCUUUUCUCCUGGAUUGCAGCUAAGUGGACUAAUCGACGGUGUCUGGUGACAAUGAUAGCGGCUUUUAUCCCAGCUAUUGGCGCGAUUAUGGUGUACACCCUGCCUAGGAGUAAUAUCGGUGGUCAGAUGGUUGGAAUCUACUUGUUGUAUACAUAUUUCGGUCCAUAUGUUUUAGUCACAGGAAUAUCACUCGGCCAGGCCAACACCGCCGGCCACACCAAGAAGAACGUCCAAUACUCGAUUAUGUACGUUGGAUACGCCAUCGGCAACCUAAUCGGCCCGCAAACCUUCCGAGCCAACCAGGCCCCUGAAUACACCACCGGUUUCGCCGCCAUGCUCGUCUGCUACUGUAUCUGCAUCGGACUGAUGGCGGUCUACUGGAUUCUAGCUGUCAUUCUCAACGCUCGACGGAGCCAGCUUACACACCCAGAGAUUCGAGUGACCCCAAUGGACUGUUCGGAUGCGGAUAGCCUCGCGGAAUCCCCGUUUGCAGAUAUGACGGAUUAUCAGCAAAAGGAGUUUAGAUAUACUACAUAGGAAUAGAAUAUGGUUUAUGAUUGUGAAUGACUGAUUUGUUACAUAUGUG
Molecule: messenger RNA, 1519 nt
Organism: Talaromyces proteolyticus
Lineage: Eukaryota; Fungi; Ascomycota; Eurotiomycetes; Eurotiales; Trichocomaceae
Product: putative pantothenate transporter
Exons: 11
Coding region: 1-1470 (489 amino acids)
Biological process (GO): transmembrane transport
Cellular component (GO): membrane
Molecular function (GO): transmembrane transporter activity
Source: RefSeq, a predicted model, not a curated record